Molecule: messenger RNA, 5982 nt
Organism: Lymnaea stagnalis (great pond snail)
Lineage: Eukaryota; Metazoa; Mollusca; Gastropoda; Lymnaeidae
Source: the annotation of a GenBank genome assembly
CAACCCUGGAUGGGAAAUGAAGGGAAAAUCAGUAAUAAGCAGAAUUAUAUACAUAUUUCAUUUUUUUCCAGCCUUGAAUCAAAUCAUAUGCAUAUUUAAGUAAUACACUAGAUCAAUUUAAUGAUGGGUGCAUUAUUUUUUAAAACUCGUUCUAAUUUGGAAAUCAUUUCUUUGGUCUUUUUUUUACACUAUAAAUAGAAAUUUCUUUAAUCGGGAAUACUUUUUUUAUAAAACCAUUCUUUGGCAACAACCUUGGGACUGCUGCAUGUGUUAAGAGUUGGUAUAAAGGAUUUAUAGAAAGCUUUAACCGAAUUUGAAAUUAAAACGAUAGCAAAAAAAAACCAAACAAAAAACAGCGACUGUCCAUUUCAGCUGUUUCUUUCCCCAAAGGUCACAAUGAUAGCGCUUUAGCGUUACAGAAAUUGUUGUGGCUAAAUUCAGAAAAAUAUAAGACAUGACGUCAGUUAUGUGACCUUGUGGUCAAAUUAUUUUCAAGGACAUGAGACAAAACAUUAUUUUUUAUUUUAACAGAAGGCCGAAAUCAAUUACACAAUUUUGUCAACUGAUCCUGCUCUUUCUUUGCUUUCAAAGUCAUUACACCAGUUUGGUUCCUUUGCUCGGCCAACAACAUCUCGGACACAAGAGAUCUAACGACUCCAAUUUCUACCAAUGAUUAUGUACCUAAAUGUUUUAGAGUUAUUUUUAUGACAGACAAUAAUGAGGGGGGUCAGUUUACUACAAAAGGUCCGUUGCGUCCUCGAAUCAGUCACCUCUGUCCUCUAAUUCAAAGUGUCCACGUCAAUUCGAAAUCUCUACUACAGGUAAGUGUUAAUGCUUUUUAAAAAAGUGAUUUCAUCUCCGUCUAAUUUUAAGGUAUUUACUUAAUGGCAAAUUCUUUGUUUUUAUGACUUAAAAAGAAAGAAGCCAAUAAUAAAAAGUACUCAUGGACUCGGGCACACCAUUCAGUAGAGUUACAAGAAGAAUUUUAUCACUUUUUUUGCGGACAAAAACAAAACACACAUAGCAACUUUUCAAAUUUUUGCUGACCCUUUCUCCUUCAAUGUGGAAAAUGUAACACCCCCCCCCCUCCCCCCAUAACCCUUUGCGCUUCAAAUGGAGCUGAUUGAUCUUCAGUGGAGUUCUGAAGUCAAGGCUAAUUUCAAGGAGGUGAAUGGAAAAACAAUCAAGCAUGGACAAUUUAUGAGAGUGUUGCCCUCCACCUUGCCUGAGGUUUCCAGGUUGUUCAACCGGAUCAUGUGCCUUUUUUGGAGUACCUAACUUUGAGAAAAGCUCUUUUCCGCUAUGAACCGUAACAAGUCAUAGGAGCCAAAAUGAUCAAUAAAUUGAUCGUGGGCCCUUAAGAUAUAGAAGAAGAUAACGUCUGCCAUUCAAUUGAAAAAAAAAAUUAAUAAAAAUAACAUACAAUAACAGCAACAGACGUCUGAAUGAGGAAAUAUCUUAUUGUGUCUGGGCACAGACAUCUUAAUGUUUCUGGGUAUAGAUAUCUUAAUCUGUCUGGGUAUAGAUAUUCAUAAGGUGUCUGGGUAAAGAUAUCUUAAUGUGUAUGGGUAUAGGUCUGGGUAUAGAAAUCUUAAUGUGUCUGGGCAUAGAUAUCUUAAUGUGUCUGGGUAUAAACAUCUUAAUGUGUCUGUGUAUAGGUCUGGGUAUAUAUAUCUUAAUGUGUCUAGGUAUAGAUAUCUUAAUGUGUCUGGGUUAUAGAAUCUUAAUGUGUCUGGGUAUAGAAAUCUUAAUGUGUCUGGGUAUAGAUAUCUUAAUCUGUCUGGGUAUAGAUAUCUUAAUCUGUCUGGGUAUAGAUAUCUUAAUGUGUCUGGGUAAAGAUAUCUUAAUGUGUCUGGGUAUAGAUAUCUUAAUGUGUCUAGGUAUAAAUAUCUUAAUGUGUCUGUGUAUAGGUCUGGGUAUAGAUAUCUUAAUGUGUCUAGGUAUAGAUAUCUUACUGUGUCUGGGUUAUAGAAUCUUAAUGUGUCUGGGUAUAGAAAUCUUAAUGUGUCUUGGCGUAGAUAUCUUAAGGUGAGUAAUUUGUUUUGUUUAAAAUUAUGAACUGCACAUGCAUUUGCUAAACAUUUUGGUUUAUAUAGCAGCUUAACCCCAUAAGUCUGUCUGGUUAUUUGACAUAUUGCAUGAAUAAAACGACAUUGCUUAUUAAAAUGCGAUAAAAAUCGCGAAAAUAAGAUGCGUUUUCCUUCUUUUAGUAAAACCCUUUUAAAUUAUUUUUUUUUAAAUUGCAGAAGUACCGAUAUCUCAAAAAUUAUGACACACAACAUAUCACCGCUUAUGACACAGAGCAUCUCACCACUUAUGACACACAACAUAUCACCGCUUAUGACACAGAGCAUAUAACCACUUAUGACUCACAACAUCUCACCACUUAUGACACACAACGUCUCACCACUUAUGACACACAACAUCUCACCCCUUAUGACACACAACAUCUCACCACUUAUGACACACAACAUCUCACCACUUAUGACACACAUCAUCUCACCACUUGUGACACUCAACAUCUCACCACCUAUGACACGCAACAUCUCACCACCUAUGACACGCAACAUCUCACCACUUAUGACACAAAGCAUCUCACCACAUAUGACACACAACUUCUCACCACUUAUGACACACAACAUCUCACCACUUAUGACACAAAGCAUCUCACCACUUAUGACACACAACAUCUGACCACUUAUGACACACAACAUCUCACCACUUAUGACACACAACAUCUCACCACUUAUGACACACAACUUCUCACCACUUAUGACACACAACAUCUCACCACUUAUGACACACAACAUCUCACCACUUAUGACACACAACAUCUCACCACUUAUGACACACAACAUCUCACCACUUAUGACACAAAGCAUCUCACCACUUAUGACACACAACAUCUCACCACUUAUGACACAAAGCAUCUCACCACUUAUGACACACAACUUCUCACCACUUAUGACACACAACAUCUCACCACUUAUGACACACAACAUCUCACCACUUAUGACACACAACAUCUCACCACUUAUGACACACAACUUCUCACCACUUAUGACACACAACAUCUCACCACUUAUGACACACAACAUCUCACCACUUAUGACACACAACAUCUCACCACUUAUGACACACAACAUCUCACCACUUAUGACACAAAGCAUCUCACCACUUAUGACACACAACAUCUCACCACUUAUGACACAAAGCAUCUCACCACUUAUGACACACAACUUCUCACCACUUAUGACACACAACAUCUCACCACUUAUGACACACAACAUCUCACCACUUAUGACACACAACAUCUCACCACUUAUGACACACAACUUCUCACCACUUAUGACACACAACAUCUCACCACUUAUGACACACAACUUCUCACCACUUAUGACACACAACAUCUCACCACUUAUGACACACAACUUCUCACCACUUAUGACACACAACAUCUCACCACUUAUGACACAAAGCAUCUCACCACAUAUGACACACAACAUCUCACCACUUAUGACACACAACUUCUCACCACUUAUGACACACAACAUCUCACCACUUAUGACACACAACUUCUCACCACUUAUGACAAAAAACAUCUCACCACUUAUGACACACAAUUUCUCACCACUUAUGACAAAAAACAUCUCACCACUUAUGACACAAAGCAUCUCACCGUUCAUGACACACAACAUCUCACCACUUAUGACACAAAGCAUCUCACCACUUAUGACACAAAGCAUCUCACCACUUAUGACACAAAGCAUCUCACCGUUCAUGACACACAACAUCUCACCGUUCAUGACACACAACAUCUCACCACUUAUGACACAAAGCAUCUCACCACUUAUGACACAAAGCAUCUCACCACUUAUGACACAAAGCAUCUCACCGUUCAUGACACACAACAUCUCACCACUUAUGACACAAAGCAUCACACCGUUCAUGACACACAACAUCUCACCACUUAUGACACAAAGCAUCUCACCACUUAAGACACAAAGCAUCACACCGUUCAUGACACACUACAUCUCACCACUUAUGACACACAUCAUCUCACCACUUAUGACACAAAGCAUCUCACCACUUAUGACACAAAGCAUCUCACCACUUAUGACACAAAGCAUCUCACCACAUAUGACACAAAGCAUCACACCGUUCAUGACACACUAUAUCUCACCACUUAUGACACAAAGCAUCUCACCACUUAUGACACAAAGUAUCACACCGUUCAUGACACAAAGCAUCUCACCACUUAUGACACAAAGCAUGACACCGUUCAUGACACACAACAUCUCACCACUUAUGACACAAAGCAUCACACCGUUCAUGACACACAACAUCUCACCACUUAUGACACAAAGCAUCACACCGUUCAUGACACACUACAUCUCACCACUUAUGACACAAAGCAUCUCACCACUUAUGACACAAAGCAUCUCACCACUUAUGACACAAAGCAUCACACCGUUCAUGACACACAACAUCUCACCACUUAUGACACACAACAUCUCACCACUUAUGACACACAACAUCUCACCACUUAUGACACACAACAUCUCAACACUUAUGACACAAAGCAUCUCACCACUUAUGACACAAAGCAUCUCACCACUUAUUACACAAAGCAUCACACCGUUCAUGACACACUACAUCUCACCACUUAUGACACACAACAUCUCACCACUUAUGACACACAACAUCUCACCACUUAUGACACAAAGCAUCUCACCACUUAUGACACAAAGCAUCUCACCACUUAUGACACAAAGCAUCACACCGUUCAUGACACACUACAUCUCACCACUUAUGACACACAACAUCUCACCACUUAUGACACACAACAUCUCACCACUUAUGACACAAAGCAUCUCACCACUUAUGACACACAACAUCUCACCACUUAUGACACACAACACCUCACCGUUCAUGACACACUACAUCUCACCGUUCAUGGCACACUACAUCACACCGUUCAUGACACACUACAUCACACCGUUCAUGACACACAACAUCUCACCACUUAUGACACACAACAUCUCACCGUUCAUGACACACUACAUCUCACCGUUCAUGACACACUACAUCACACCGUUCAUGACACACAACAUCUCACCACUUAUGACACACAACAUCUCACUCUUCAUGACACACUACAUCUCACCGUUCAUGACACACUACAUCACACCGUUCAUGACACACAACUUCUCACCACUUAUGACACACAACUUCUCACCACUUAUGACACACAACAUCUCACCACUUAUGACACACUACAUCACACCGUUCAUGACACACUACAUCCAAUGACUACGAUAAGGAUAGAAAAUGUAAACUUUUUUUUAGCAGGUGCUUAAACAAAGUAAGAUUCCCCCCAUCCCCCCUCCCCCAAAUUCUUUUUCAAGCUUUCCCCCUAGUAGAAUAGAAUCGAUCUUUUUGAAAGUCAAAGCUCUUAAUUUAUCAAAAUUCUCACAUUUUCAGGCUAAGUCUUUUAACAUGUUGAAGCUCGUCGUCCUCGCCCUGCUUGUCCUGGCCGUCUCUGCCCAGGACCUGGCCGCCCAGAAGGCGCACGUCAUGUGCGUCAUUGACAGCCAGCUGUCCUCCGCCUCGUGCAAGAGGACGGCCAAGGCCCAGGUCAACGCCGCCGCCGACGCCGCCUCCGGCUGCGCCACCCUCGAGACCUUCCAUGGACUGCUGGGCAUCAUUGGCUGUAACGCCCACGACUACGACAUCCUGCACAAGCUCAUCUGUGAGCACAUCGUCAUCCCAUGUGACCAUGCAACCACCGUUGCGCCUGCGUAAACAAAGCGCACCCUUCCCCCACCCCUUUUGUGUACUAUAUCUUUUACCAAACAUAAACGCUGAAUUGUUGUGAUGACGUUCAGGGAUCAUAAUGAUAAUAAAAAUAGUUUCCUUAAUUCGAAUUGUCGUUUUUUUUUUAAAUUUCUUUAUAAAACCACGUCUUUUAUUAUAUCAAGA